AUGGCCCGACUCGCAUCUUCUCUCGCCCUUGCCUCAUUCGUCUUUACCCAACAAGUCACCGCCAUCCCCUGGAUCGGAACAGAAUACAUCGCCGUGGAGAUAAAAACCUUUGCAUCUGGCUACACAUACGGCGACUUCACCGAAACACCCCUCCUAGAAACUCAAACGGAGGAGAUAAAGCCCACAGUCCAAAACAUAGAUCCCAUAGCAACACAGACAACCAUAUAUGGUAGUCUCACCCCAUCCGUCACACAGAUCGAUCUGGUCAUCGCACCGACAGACGGCGUCGCCAUCACCAGCUACAACAUCCAAGAGUUCUACGUCAAUAUCGUCUACACGGCGCCGGCGUCUUGCUCAUAUACCGCGAGCAAAUCCAUCACCACUGCAGUGGCGGUCUACGUCCCCUACCAGGCGGAGACACUGCUCAAGCCCACUGCUACGAUCACAAGCACGUGGUCAGAGUCCCGUAUCGCAGACCGGUAUACCAUCACCAGGGCAAUGCUUGCCCCUACCGAUAUCCCCAGCGACGUCUACCAUUCCAUCAGCUCCGCCAACGUUCCAAACAGCUACCUAUACUGCGGGACCUCCGGCGAUUACCCCGGCUUCCCCUCUGGUGGCGGCCCGUACGCGGGAGGUAGUGGGGAUGAUGAUGAUGGUGACUACGCUGGCUGUGAUGAAUUCACCUGGUAUCUCGACGGCUCAGCUUUUUCAGGCGGAUACUGCUGCGCCGACGGAUGCCACUAUACUUGGGGCAUCUCGCCACUGGGAUUGGGCCUAGCGAUCUUCUUCUCGUGGUGGGGACUAUUUCUUAUUGUCGGCUUUGUUGAGAGCUGGUUCAUGUUCCGAAGAGUAAUGCUAGGGAAGAAGAGUCAUCGCGGCCUGCCGUAUGGUUGGGCUUUUCUAUGUCCUAUACUUUCUUGUUUUGGGUUGCUUUUUGUUAAGAGGCAUCUGGCUAAGACGCCGGCUGAGCAGGAAACUUUGGCAAAUAAGUGGCUGGAUAUGACUGGUGGUGAGAAGUUUAAGCUCUGGGUUAAGUAUGGUUUUCGUCGGAAUGAUCCUGCGGCUGAGGUGUUGCGGUAUUCUGCUUCUGCUGGACCUGCACCGGGGAUGGCGGCGCCGUACGCAGCUCCUGGGCCUUGGGGUGCUCAGCAUGAGUAUCAGGAGACUUAUCAGACCACGCAGGGAUAUCCUAGGGAUGGGGGCGAGGAUGGUCAGCCCAAGAUUGUGACGGUCAGUGAGAGUGAGAGGACAUGA
This is a messenger RNA of Penicillium lagena, 1254 nucleotides long. RefSeq lists its product as uncharacterized. The transcript has a single exon. The record is from RefSeq and is a predicted model, not a curated record. Bases 1 to 1254 code for a protein of 417 amino acids. NCBI's taxonomy places the organism in Eukaryota, Fungi, Ascomycota, Eurotiomycetes, Eurotiales, Aspergillaceae.